GCUUAGUGAGCGCUGCUUUGCCGAAGUCUGUAUGGAGAUGGAACUGAUAAGUCUUCGGGUGGACUGUCAAAUGUGGAGUUAAGUUGCUAAAACAGCAUUUCAAUAGGAAUAAAUGAAAUUUUGCUUAAAUGCUGUUUUUGUCUCAUAGUCAAACUAGUGCGCCACUCCUCAGUUGAAAAACGAAUAGCCUGGUGAGCUGGCUAGCUACAAGCUUGGCAAUGAGAGAGCGUACAUUUUCCUAUUUCGCUAGCUAGCUAACUGUUGCGCUUUCACGUUCAGCCAGCCACGUUACACACCAGAUUAGUCAUCCACUUUUUCUGAUAUUCUUUCCUUUGCGUUUUGGAAGAGAUGCGAGACCUUAAGGUAGCAUACUAGCCUUCGCUUAGAAAUAAGAAAAUAAUAGAAAAGUAGAAUUUCAAAGAAGAACUACGGACGCCUCGCUUCACAGGAGCAACACUCGUCCAAAACGUAGACGGGGGAAGUAACGUUAGCUACGGACGAACAGAAGUGAGGAUCACAUUGUGUCGCGUCGCCGGGGAGACCAGCCGUCUGACUGACAGGUGUCACCUCACCGGAGGGGCCAGCUGUCUGUGAGACCUGCCUGCAGAGUCCCCAGGUGCAUUCUGGGAGAGACAGGGCUUUCUACACACAGGACCGGAGGGCUUGCAGUAAGAGGAGUAGGAAGAAAAGAAAGACAAGAUCCAAACUCUGAGAAAAGAGAGAGGAAAAAGUAGGGGAGCGGAGGAGGAGUGAGAGAACAUAAAGGCGUGUGAAGACGAGCCAGGGAGGAGAGGAGCGAGGGAACGCGCAGACAGGCAGAAGAGGAGGGAGAACAGGUAGAAGGAGGAAGAGCAGAAGGAGGAGGAGGAGGCGCUGGAGCCGGGGAGCAGUGCAUCAUGGGUAAGCAGAACAGCAAGCUGAGGCCGGAGGUGCUGAACGACCUGAGGGAGAACACGGAGUUCACCGACCACGAGCUCCAGGAGUGGUACAAGGGCUUCCUGAAGGACUGCCCCACGGGCCACCUCACUGUGGACGAGUUCAAGAAGAUCUACGCCAACUUCUUCCCCUACGGCGACGCCUCCAAGUUCGCCGAGCACGUCUUCCGCACCUUCGACACCAACGGCGACGGCACCAUCGACUUCCGGGAGUUCAUCAUCGCGCUGAGCGUGACGUCCCGCGGGAAGCUGGAGCAGAAGCUGAAGUGGGCCUUCAGCAUGUACGACCUGGACGGAAACGGCUACAUCAGCCGCGCAGAGAUGUUGGAGAUCGUGCAGGCGAUCUAUAAAAUGGUCUCCUCCGUGAUGAAGAUGCCAGAAGACGAGUCCACGCCGGAGAAACGCACGGAUAAGAUCUUCAGACAGAUGGACACUAAUAACGACGGCAAACUCUCUCUGGAGGAGUUCAUCAAAGGUGCCAAGAGCGACCCCUCCAUUGUCCGGCUACUGCAGUGUGACCCCAGCAGUGCCAGUCAGUUCUGAGAGACUGAGAACGGACAGACGGACACACUGACUGCCCCCCGCCCACCACAUCCUCAGCUGGACCAAUCCUCACUGUUCUGCCCACUGCCUUGUUCUUACAGCGCCCUCUAUGGGCACGUUACUAUUAUUAUUAUUAUGAUUGUUAUUAUUAUUUUACAUGUUUUAUCCAUCUUAAUUUUGGAGGCAGGAGUUACCGAUUUGAUUGGAUUCACGGAGGUAGUCUUUGGUUUUUAAACAAGUAUUUUUAUUUUGUUUUUCUUGACAUGUCAGUUCCUUUGGAGAUGAUGUUAAAUAUUGAAUGUGUUCCGUGCACACGAGCUGCUUCCUGCCGGACUGUUCCAUGUUUUAAACCCCCCCCCCCCCCCCGUGGCUUCGCUUCUCUGCCCUUGUCGACGGGCGUGGCCCGGGCUGCCCCAUCGCGGCUGAAUGUAGUCCGGAGCCCGCUGGGAUUUUAAAAAACGCAAAGCGUCGCUUCUUUUUACGGGACUCGGCAUGCGACCGCGCUGUUUUUCGAUGCCCUUCCUCCCUCUCCUUUUCAGCUCUUUCUUUACUCCCCCUCGGUUAUUCCUCUCGCGUUAUGCUAGUGAAGUAUAGACGAAAAAAAAAAAUGUUUGUUACCGUUGCCUUUGAAUACAGUCUUAGUUAUGGAAAAAAUAAAAUAAAAGAAAGACGUGCAAUUGAAGAAAAAAAAAAAAUAUAUGAGAAAAACUUGAUAUGAAAAAAAAAAACAGAAAUACGAUAUUUAUGUUGAUAUGUGGAA
This is a messenger RNA of Conger conger (European conger), 2238 nucleotides long. RefSeq names its product hippocalcin-like protein 1. Gene Ontology annotation, molecular function: calcium ion binding. The transcript has 5 exons. NCBI's taxonomy places the organism in Eukaryota, Metazoa, Chordata, Actinopteri, Anguilliformes, Congridae. The record is from RefSeq and is a predicted model, not a curated record. Bases 897 to 1478 code for a protein of 193 amino acids.